AGAGUGGUUUCUUCUAGGGAGUCGGUCUUGGCAGAUGCAUACGCCACCCAACUAACUCAUUCGCAGUAGGGAGAGAGGUCAGGCCAGUCUCGGAGUAGAGGCUUGUUCUGUUUCGAUUUUCAGUCACUAAUGACUCAGUGACGAAUGAAGCACAUAAAGAUCCGGCUAAGGAUAUGAGCGCGUACGCAGCUGACAGGACCCAAACACGCAGCAACGUCGGCCCGGGAGGAGCUUGCUGCGGCAGUGUCGAGAGCUCUGCGCAUGCGUCGGAGUGGUGCCGUGGUCCUGGCGCAUUUCCGCAGGGGUAGAGAGGCCUAGUUGUCCUCCUCUCCGGACUAAGCGGGCUCUUCGCGCCGCUAGCGUGUACCAGCUGCAGCGGUCAUGGGGAAGCUGAAUGUGGUGAUGCUUCGGUACCUCUCCAGGGAGCACUUCAGGGUCCUGACAGCGGUGGAAAUGGGCAUGAAGAACCAUGAAGUAGUUCCUGCUAGCUUAAUUGCUUCCAUUGCCAGCCUUAAACAUGGAGGCUGUAAUAAAAUUUUGAGAGAGUUGGUGAAGCACAAACUUCUAGCUUAUGAACGAACUAAAACUGUCCAGGGUUAUCGGUUAACUAAUGCAGGAUAUGAUUACCUUGCUUUGAAAACGCUGUCUUCCCGACAAGUCAUAAAUUCUGUUGGAAACCAGAUGGGUGUUGGCAAAGAAUCAGAUAUUUAUAUUGUUGCAAAUGAAGAGGAGCAACAGUUUGCAUUGAAAUUACAUAGGCUUGGAAGAACUUCCUUUCGCAGUCUGAAAAAUAAACGUGACUACCACAAGCACAGACAUAAAAUGUCAUGGCUGUAUUUAUCCCGGCUAGCAGCAAUGAAGGAGUUUGCCUAUAUGAAGGCUUUGCAUGACAGAAAAUUUCCUGUUCCAAAACCUAUAGACUACAACAGGCAUGCAGUUGUUAUGGAACUUAUUGAUGGCUAUCCUUUGUGCCAGGUGCGCCAAAUGGAAGAUCCUGCCUCUGUCUACAGUGAAUUAAUGGAUCUGCUUGUAAAACUUGCCAGUCAUGGUUUGAUUCAUGGUGAUUUCAAUGAAUUUAAUCUUAUAUUGGAUAAUGACGACCAUGUCACUAUGAUUGAUUUCCCUCAGAUGAUAUCAACAUCACAUGCAAAUGCUGAAUGGUAUUUUGACAGAGAUGUUAACUGUAUUAAGGAGUUCUUUAAGAAACGCUUCAACUACGAGAGUGAGCUCUUCCCAGCAUUCAAAGACAUCAGGAGAGAGUGUUCUCUUGAUAGAGAGAUUGCUGCCAGCGGCUAUACAAAAGAAGUGCACGAAGAUGGUGAACUGCUUUACCCACCAGGUUCUGAUGAGGAUGAUAAUACAACAGAGGUAUCAGAAUUUGUAGAAGAUGCUGAGAGUAAGCUCAACCUCUUCAGCAAAGAUAAAGAAAACAAUGCAGACUUCGUGUAUGAAGUGGGUGAUUUCUCUGAAAGCAGAACCUCUAACAACUUUAUGUAUAGCCAUGAAGAGGCUGAUACAACUGAAAGUAGAGAAAAUACAGAAAGGCUGAAUAUGUCAACGUUGAGUUCAGCCUUAGAAAAAGUUGAAGGGCAAGCUAUGCUUUGGAAGUCCAGUGAAGAUACAGAGAGUUCUGCAAUUGCUUUUUUUAAGGGCAAAAGCAUAACUGAAAAUGCUGCUGAAGUUGAAAAUCAGGCAGGUCAAGGAGUGUGCUGUAAUGAUAAGGAGAAUGAAGACAAAUGCCCUGAUCUGGUUGACUUGUCAACUUUAAACGAGAAAUUCAGACAUUACAGAAAUGAAGAGAGUAUCAUUCGUAUUGCCGAGCACAGAACAAGGACUAAAAGUAUCACAUCAGUCAGAAGUGUUGGGAGCUGUUCAACCAUUCCAGUGGAACUGGUGAAACAGAAGAUAAAACGUCAGCUGACCAAACAUCAAAAGUCUGUACUGCGGCAACGGCUGCAAAAAGGAGAGGCAAAUAUUUAUACCAAACAACGUCGAGAAAAUAUGCACAACAUUAAGUCAAGCUUGGAUGCAGCUAGUUUCUGGGGAUAAUUUAUUAAAGCUCCCAUGGAACAUGAGAAAACUCAUAAUAUAUACAGCUGAAAGAAUUAUGCUAAUCACCAAUAAUCCUCUUAUAUAAUGGAGCAAUCUCUUCUACACAACCAAAUGGUUUUCUGGAAGUUAAUGAACCUCAUUCUGGUUCCUGUGGUUUUGAUUGGGGGAUUUUGGUUUGUGUUUCUGGUCAAAACUGUUGACCGUAAUUUAAAUUAUAUUAGUAGUACAGGCUAAGAUCAUUUAACUAGAGUAAUUUCCAACAGUAUCCUGUUGUAAAUCAGUUGUACUGUGUUUAGAUUAAGAAUCUUCUGUUAUGUAAAGGAUUCCUCUUAAGAGGGAAGGAAGGGAAAUUUUUAAAACCAAUUUUUGCAAUGACAUGAAAUGUAAAUUUAAAAUGUUGCCCUCGUGUUAUAAACAGAUACUUGUUUGGUUUAAUUAAAAAUCACAAAUAUGAACCUGAUAGCAGUUAGUACUCUAAGAUUUCUUCUGUACCUGUACAAACAUGAGCAAUCCAUAUGAUGAAUAUGCAUUCUUUGAAGUCAGCAAAGCUCAUUUAUUUUUUCGUUCACUCCGAGAUCUCACUUAUAAAUCUUGCUCAGAAAAAUACGUAAUAACAACAGUGUUGUACAGACCUAGCAAGCACUCAGAUUUUUAAUGUGCCUGCACAGUUACCAAUAAAUUUAUUUCCUUUAUAUCUAAUAACGUACAUAAAGCGAGGGGGAUUCUGGAACUUCUCUUUUCAAAAAUAUUACCAUGACUUUUACUAUACUAUAUCCUUGGGAUCUGAAGACUUGGAAGAAAAACAAGUAUCUUCAUUUUUAUUUUUUAUUUUAAGCAAGAUGUGGCUGGUAAUAAAUUAUAUUUUGAAACAUAAUAAACUUAAGCAUUUGUGAAUGCUGAAGCAACUGGAGCAAGAGAGAGCAGUUUAAAUUUUUCUAUGUUCCUUCUUUUUAACCUUCUGUCCACUGUGUCUGUGCUUGAGAUGCGAGGUGGAGUCCUUCUUGGGAAGGACAACCUGGUAGAGUUGAGAUUAUCAAUCUGUAGUUUGGAAAAUCUUAAAUCUUUUACUUACCAGAGUAAAAGAAGUGAGGAACUUUGGCUUUGACCUUUUGUUUUCUGCUCGCAUGUCUGAUACUAUCUGUUCUUUGCCCUGUGUACCUGAUAUGUCUGAUACCUUGAUACCUGAUACCUAUGUUUUAGCUUGUUGAAGAAUUGCAUCCUCUAUCCUGUCUUGCAGCACGCUCUUGCUUUCGAAGUUUUUAAUUUUUGUCUUCUCUCUGGAACAGUAUAAAAGCUAGUCUCAGCGAGCUAACAGAUGCAGUAGAUAAGUCUUCCUUGUAGCAUCGCAGCUGCAUGAAAGUCUGUUGACAGAAUUAAGGAAGUCCGAUUAAAUCUUACACAUAAGUGAAUGCAGUCAAGGUAUGGAGGCCUGGUUCCUGAUACAGCUAGAGCUGAUCUUAGCAGGACUAGAAAAGCAAACUAAGUGAAUUUAAUUGCAUUUCCAUUUUAAACAUUAAGGGGAAAAAAAUCUUUUUAUGUUUCUAGGCUCUUAUCUGUUAAGAGACUGGUUCAGUGAUGACAAGAUUUGAGUUACUGUUCUCUGACUGAGAUGUGCAUGCACUUUCUGGCUUCUAAUUUAGGACUUCUCACAGUGAAUGAGUUCUUUUUGGUGUGUGACCGUAAGUCUGUCUUGGUAAUCGGUUCCAAAAAUAUACAAAGGCUGUCCAUUUGAUUAAGCACCAUAAGAAAAGAAAGGAUGAUGGAAAUCUUUGCUGUUUAUUUUUGUAUUGGGUCUAGCUGAGAUGGAGUUAAAUUUUCCCCACAGCAGCCCUUGUAGUGCUGUGCUCUGUAUUGGUAGCUAGAACAGUGUUGAUAACACACCAGUGUUUUGGCUACUGCUGAGCAGUGCUCCCACAGCAUCAAGGCUGUCUCUCCAACAUUGCCCCCCACCAGUAGGCUGGGGGUGGGCAAGAUCUUGGGAGGGGACAUAGCCAGGACAGCUGACCCGAACUGACCAAAGGGAUAUUCCAUACCAUAUGAUG
Messenger RNA from Gymnogyps californianus (California condor), 4094 nucleotides. RefSeq names its product RIO kinase 2 (gene RIOK2). Gene Ontology annotation, molecular function: protein serine/threonine kinase activity; ATP binding. Gene Ontology annotation, cellular component: preribosome, small subunit precursor; cytosol; nucleus. The transcript has 10 exons. Bases 382 to 2049 code for a protein of 555 amino acids. Gene Ontology annotation, biological process: protein phosphorylation; maturation of SSU-rRNA. NCBI's taxonomy places the organism in Eukaryota, Metazoa, Chordata, Aves, Accipitriformes, Cathartidae. The record is from RefSeq and is a predicted model, not a curated record.